AUGACCGUCGCGGCCCGCGUGGCCGUGCGCGGCCGACCUUCAUCCUCCGCUCCGCCGUCGAUUUCGCGGCAGGUUUCUCGCGCGCCUCCGAGCUCCUUGUCAUCAUCCGCUGCACCCCCCGCGACCAGCAAGUCCACCGCCCCUGCUCUACAAUGCGAACACUUCCAGUCGUAAGGCCGGGGCUCCGUGGUUUACUCGUGCUGCUGCGUGGAGAGUUUGUUUUUCCGAGCUUUGUUUUCUUAGUUUUUUGAUUGGGAUGGGGAACGGGUUGGCAGGUGCUCUGGCUGCACUCACGAGUGGGAUCUGGAUAGGCCGCUGGUACUCAAGGAAGCGGGAAAGUUCUUCGAAGACCGCGGCGUCCCUGAUUUCACCUUCGACAGCGGCAGACUCGUUAGCCAUUCUUACCUAUAAAUAAUUGGAAGUUUUUGUGUCCUAUUUGUUGCCUCACUUCUUUUCCUUUGGCGUCUUCUUCACUACGUUGUACUUCGUUUUGUAAGUGGGAAUGGAGAUGCCGAGCAAAACUUGCCGUCAGGGGAACAGCGGAGAGUCCUUUGAUCGGCUUGUAUGAAGAGGGCACGCAUAACGUUGUGGACAUUCCUCAUUGUAGAGGUAAGACGAGGUGGAAAGUAUUUUUUAGGUGUUUUCAAGUCUGUCUCUCGUUGCUGAUACAAAACAUGUCGCAGGAAUUUCAACGUUUCAUUUGUGUUGAUGUUUAAGUGGUUCACUGAUAGUUUGCAUGACCCAACAGCUGUAUUGCGGCUUGGAGACAUGAAAUAAAAGAUAUCUGGCGCAGUUUUUGCUAGGCAUCGAAUGUUAAUUAAUACUUUCUUCAUAUAUUCUGGGGCUGGGGUGCUGGUCACGUUUAUGAAUGAAGGUUUUUUGUCUGGUUUUUUGUCUUGUUCCCGAAGUCAGGUGAUGGAUGAGAAUUGGUGGUUACUUAAUCGAUCUCAUAGAGCCAAGUAUUUAUUAUAAUCAGUGCUUUGUUUAGGCGACGAACGGAUUUUCGUAGCAUGGAUAAAUUCUCAAUGGAUUUUAGUUCUGUACUGAUGAUGCACAUAAUGCAUUUAACACUUCCCAAUGAGGUAGCAAAUGACUUACAAUAUUAGUCCCUGGAACUAUUAACCUCGAUUUUAUUACCUUCCAAAUUUGAAUUACCAUUGCAUAUUUUUUAUUUUAAAUAUUCAUAAAUCUUAGUAUGUUUCUCGCAGCUCACCAUCCAAGUAUCAAUUCUGCAGUGGAACUCCUGAAAAAAGGCACCGUCUUGUGACCUUCCCUCAUCUCCAUUCUGCUUUUAGUCUGUGCAGUUAACCCUGGGGUUUCAUUUUAUUUUAUUAUAGUAACUAUAUUCUGAUAUACAUAUGGUAAUUUUUUAGGUAUUUCUGUUUUAAAUAUUCAGCCAUAUAAUGAAGAUCAGGGGACUGGUGAAUUGAGAUAUGUGCAAGUGAGCUAUCUGUGCCUUUGUUUUUGUGAACGUAAUGUUUUUUGCAAUUUUACAUGGUUUCCUGUAAUGUGGAUAGCCAUGGAGCUUGACCACUCCCUUACGCUUAUCAUCCUUUAGUAAAUUAGUCGAAAUCAAAACUCAUGAAAUAAAGAUAGAUAGUUCGUAAAUUUUUCCCUAAAUAAACUUAUAGAAGUUGUCAUCUCCAUAGCUUAACGAUCUAGGAUUAUAAAGAUUAAAGGAAAGAAUCCAGGCAUUGAGCAAUAUCUUAUGAUCAGUUGCUUCCAUAUAGACAGCUCUUUGGAAGCUGGUGGCAAGCACCUAAACAGUUCAUUUCAUAGCAGAUGAUUAAUCUAACUCUCACUAGAUGAGCAUGUAGGUUGAAAAUUUCCUACCAGAUGAGACAGAAAGUUGUUGCAGAUAUGUAUGAUCUUCUUUCCCGAAUAUGAAACAACUGUUUGUUGAAAGUGAUCCUAUGGAAUCUUGGUAACAUUAGGCAAGACUAAAUGCCAGAAAUAUCCAAAUUUAAUACAUUGUUUCCGAAUUAUUGAUGAAACCAUUAGAAGCUUCAGUUCUCGUCGCCUAGUUUCCUUUAUAUGUUGAAUGAUGUUUUAGUGAUUGACCAAACUCAUCUGAAUUUGUUUUCGCUCUCUAUCAUCGUCUUCUACACUUUGGCAAAUAUUUAGACGGAAGAGGGUACUGUUGUAAGCUCUUUCGGGUUAAUCAAUUCCUAGGAAGCAAUUUAUUGGUUACGAUAGUAUUCUGAUUAAGACAUGACGUGACAAAGACCAAAGAAUUCUAGUAAUAUUCGUUUUUACACUUCUCUUGAAUCUUUAUUUCUUAAGUUGUGUUUUCCACAAAAAAAUGUGACGACAAAAAUACCUUACACAUUUAACUACUGCCACAUAAUCUAAUACCAUCCAACAUAAAUGAUUUCCAUGGACUUCAGCAGAACAUAAUAUAAGGUAAAUUUGGUAAUUGUUAUCUUCCUUCAUCUUAAUUUCUCUCUAUGUAUUUUCAGAUGACUGUAACAACGUUCAACACGUCUAUCCCUGCUGCAGAACGAUAUAAAUAUGGUCAGUACAUUAUUCUUCCUUUUAAUGGAAUAUUUACCUUGUUAUAUUAAUGAAUGUUUAGAAUAUGUUCCUGAUGAGUAUUUCUUUCCCCUAGGAAAAGUACAGGUUACUUUGGUGUGGAAUUCUAGAAAUGAGCAGUCACCUGGCUCUGAGAAGUUGAAAGCCUUGUCAGAUGUACGUGGCCCUCUUUCCCUUAGCGCACUCAUGAGCAUUCUCCCUUUAUAUGCUAUUGAAGCAAUCGGAGUACUUCUUUGGCUAUGUUGCAUGGCAACCUGAGGAGUUUGCACCCUAACCAACUUAGUAAUGUAUGCUUGUGGCGUGGAGAGCCCUGAUUUGAACUCAUGUCACUGUUCGAGUUAAUUUUUUAACAUUUGGCCAACAUUUUAAUGAUAAUUAAAUGAGAAAUUGAUUCCUUAUUAUAUGUACGUCGUAAUUAAUAUGAUGACAUCUGGAGAAGAAUGCCACCUCUGAUAUCAGGGUCAUUGCCUUAAUGUUAAGGAUGAAGUGGACCUCUGGGCAUCUUUCUUGCCUCUUGAUUUGAACAGCGUCAUCCUGCUUGUAGCCAUAUGUCGUCUCUCUAGUGUUAGUUUCCCUCUUGCAAAGCAGUUUCCUUGGUAGAGAGGACAUCGUUAUUGCCAUUUCAUUUUUUGUAUCAACUUCUAGCCAAGCAACAAUGUCUUUUCAUUGGCAUCUUGAAUUUUGGCGGUAGGGAAGGUAUUUAAUUCCUCAGCGUGCACCUUGGGUUCUUCUUCAUACAACACUACUUUCUACUGCUGUUUCCCUAUCUUGAACGCUGAAAAAACAUACUUAACAGGAAAAAAUUAAAUAAUUUGCUGUUUGUUCAACAAAUAUGCUCUUAUGGUUGAUUUUUGAUUUUAUGUAAUUUCGUGAUGCUGAUGUAUCAAGAGAAAAUGUCUUCAUGGCAGUUUCUUUGGAGGAAUGGUGGACCUGGAAGUGCCGUCCACUUAAUCCACUCAGUAUGGACUAAUUUUCAGACAUCAAGUAGCAACGUAAGCUAUCAAUUUCUUCUGGCUUUCAUUUUCCCUUUAUUUAUGUGGAUCUUUUAAUUACUUUAUUUUGAUAUUUUUUUCCUGGCUUCUGAUUGUCCUCACUGUUCUUCUGAUAACUUUUCAAAUAUUUAUUUUGGCUGAUGUGCUAGUAUAUAUACUUAUGAAGCCUAAUGGUUGGAUGAUCUAUAGUCGGUUUAUGUUCCCCAGUCAGUUACAUAUUUUCUGUCCCUUAUUAUCUGUUGAUUUACUGGAUUUAGUUCCCAACGGAAAAGAGUUAAUCUCUCCUCAUUUUGUUUCAGUCUAAUUGUCAUCUUCCUGGGCUCAUUACGAACUGUUAUCAGUCUACUGAAUUUUUCUGAGGCCUUCAACGACAUUUUCCUGUAUAACAAAAUCCACCUUUUGUACAAUAGCUUAUUCAUUUCCUGCUCAUCCUCUUUCUUUUUCUUACAUUGAAUCAUUUAUCAUGGUGAGGCAUUGUUUCUAAGUGAAGAUCCUACUCUCACUGACCAACCUUAAAUGCAUUUUUUUCUCAAGUAAUGAACGCCUUUUAUCAUCUCUCUUAUUCACGUCUGACAAAGCCUUACUUAUUUUGUGUAAGUGAAAGGUAUCUAAUUCGAGGUUUUACAUUAUCCUUGGAGAAUUACCCGAAGUUUAUGACAAUAUAAAUACGUGAUGAAGAGGCAGAUACUAAAAUCAUUCCUUUGUGGUACAUUGUCACAUAGUAAACGCCCUGUAUGAUCUUUCUGCUUUCCAUGUUGCAGAAAGAUUUUGAAACAUAAGGUGUUUUAAUGAUAUUUUUAUGUCCGAAGGAGUUGACUUUCUUGAUCAUUAUUGAAGGAUUCUGAUUUCCAUGGUCAUUUCCUAUUACUCGGCCCUCCGAUUUUUAUUGGCUGAAGUUUGUUCGAGAUUGUUCAAUCUUAAACUUGCGAUCGUUUCUGUGGGCUUUUGAGGAGAGAUUGUGGUGCUCCCAGUUUGAUAUUAUUUUAUCCCCUGAAAGUUUUGAAAUAUUGAGCUUUAUAAUUGCAUUUGCAGGUAAUUUUUGGAAAUAGAUGGAGACAUCUAUUGGGUGAAGGAGAUUUUUGGGAGCAUAUUGGAGGCAUUGAUUUUUCCUUGGCACCCUCUAGUUUUGGUCAAGCAAAUACUCAGGUACACCAAAAGAUCCACUUAAUCCGCAUUCUGCUAGUUGGACCUCAAGCUGUUUAGUUUCUUGUGUAUGCGACAGUAAACUACCACAUCUUUAUUUUGAGCUUAUCUUGGGUGAAUUAUAAAGCAAAUUCACUCUGAUAAAUAUUGAACAUUAGUAUAUCGCCGACCUCAGAAAAUAAUUCAGGAGAACUUUAAAAAUCUCAGGCUACUUUUCUUUACCACCGUCGUCCUCUUUCAGGAAUUCAUUCGUUCUUGUCUCUACUGAAGCCAGAACAUCUUGGCUAAUGCCUGUGAGAAACAUCUCAAUUUGAUUUUGCUGCGUAUAAUUUUUUGAGAAGGCCUCUAAUAAUGCGAACUUAGGAGAACAUAGUUCUAGGAGUGUUCUAUAGUGUAUCAUCUGUGUUUUUUUUUUUUUUGUAUUAUUUUUCCCCCUGAAGGUUGAUUAAACGUCAUGUUUUAUGCCUGCAGGCUUUUAAUUCCUUGCUAAGGAAAUUGCAAAAGUAUGUUCCCUAUGGAGCAUCUGUUGUUGAUAUGUAUGCUGGAGCUGGUGUUAUCGGAUUGUCAGUAGCUGCUACUAGGAAAUGUAGGCAAGUAUUGUCAGAAGACUCCUAAUGUCCCAUAACCAUAACAUGACAUCAAAAUGUCACCAUCCUAUGCAGAUUUGUAAAAUGCGUUGAGAUAAAUAAAGAGUCAAAAGUAUCAUUUGAGAAAUCCAUCAGCCGUCUCCCUAAAACUUUCGACUGCAACAUCAGCUGGCACCAGGCAGAUGCAUCAGUCGUAUGUAUUGAAAGCGUCUAGUUCCACAUUGUCUCAAGUGUCAUCAGAAGCCUCAUUUCUCUAACACUGGGUUUUAUUUUGUUGUCACAAUCAAUCAUUACAGGAUUCUAUUCACUGGCUCGAAGGUGCAGAUGUGGUUAUCGUUGAUCCUCCAAGAAAGGGGCUGGACGCAUCCCUGAUUGAUGCAUUAAAUAGUGUAGGAGCUUCAGGUCGUAAAGCUGGGAAGACGGUUGAGAGGUAAAUUAAAUAUACGCAAUCGUGUGGUCAUUGUUAUCAACAUGCUUAAUCUUUCUCUUGUUUUGUACGGAAAACUCUAGUUUUAUACCUUCUUUUGGCCCUAGAGAAGGUGAAAUAUCAUUCAUUGGGUUGACAGUAAUUGCCAUUCUUGGUGCAUUCAAAUGUGACCAGAAUAGUAACCAAAGCUACUUGAUUAAUGAGCCAUUUAUGAUUUUAUUUCCGUUUUAUGGAUGCCUUCUCCCUUGCAAAUAUAUUCUCGAUGUAGAAAAAGAAAUUAAUACUUUGACUGCCCAAACCCAUUUCUGGCAUCAGUGGCCUCACUGUUGGGCUGCUGCAGACAUCUGUAGCUUAAACCCUAAAACCCAUGCUCCUCACAAAGACGAGAGAAACAAACGAGUACUGGGUAGUUUUCCAUCAAUUGUUAAGUAGAUGAAUUUUUUUUUGAGUUCAUCGUUUAUUUUUAUUAUAUUAAUUUAUUCCGCUCCCAGUUCCUUGCAAAAGGCAAAAGAUGAGAAAAGGCCAUGGAUUCUGCGAGCAAGAGAACCAUCCAUUCAAAUGGAAAGCAAAACCGAGUGGGAGGGAUCUCAGUCAUGGCCCCAAACCCUGAUCUACAUUAGCUGUGGAUGGGAGAGCUUUAAGCAGGUUAAUUCCUGUCUUCUCUAUCCUCCUAUCUAGAGAUAUUUCUUGGCUAUGGGAUCAUUUUCUGAAUUAUGUGGCGCCAUUUUCCCUAAUUACUGCAUUUCUUUUUGGCAGGAUUGCAUGUCUCUGGUGGCCAAUAAAUCAUGGCAUUUGGAAAAAGCUCAUGGGUUCAACUUCUUCCCUGGCACCCAGAGGUAUUUAUCAUGGUUUUUCUUUGACUAUUUCUUGGAUUAUACUCUUUAGGGUAAACAUCCUACCCAUAAAGCUCGGACCUAUUCUACUAUUCCCAUUUUAUCCCCCUUCUAAUCUCUCUCUCUCUCUAUCUAUCUAUCUAUCUCUCUUCACAUGCCCUCCCCUUCCUUCGCCCAGAUGAAAUAAAACCUAAUCUGCCCAGGACCAUCUUUUCUCCCCUUCUAAUCUCUCUCUCUCUCUCUCUCUUCACAUGCCCUCCCCUUCCUUCGCCCAGAUGAAAUAAAUCCUAAUCUUCCCAGGACCAUCCUGGCCUCCAGCCCUGCCCAGGCCAUUGGUAAAUAAUUUCUUUAACAGUUAUGAUGUUCUUGUUCAAGCUUUUUAAAGCCCGAAACACAGUUCAGUCGUUCUAGUAUUGAACGGCCAUCUCGUCUCGGUGCAGCAUAGAAGUCCUAGCUGUGUUUAAGCGAGGCCCCCGCAUUGCACCCAAGAAAAAGAAAACAGGAAAGAAGAAGAAGACUGCCAAGUGA
Messenger RNA from Spirodela intermedia, 7042 nucleotides. The record is from the annotation of a GenBank genome assembly. Lineage: Eukaryota; Viridiplantae; Streptophyta; Magnoliopsida; Alismatales; Araceae.